AAAACACCUCUUCAAUCUAAAUUCUUAUAAGUUAAAAGUUUUGAGAGUGCGAUGUAUAGUCAUUACAUUUUUAAUUGAAAUAAAUAUGAAACUCAAAAUAUGGGAAUUACUUGAAUCAGUUUUCAUUUGAAAAUAGUUUAUGAAUAUAAUGUAAGUUGGAUUCCCGGGAAGUAUUCAAAAUUAAAAAUAAACACUAAAUAUGGAUUCAACUUCAAAAACUGAUGAUAUCAAAGAUUCUUUGCCUGUUGAAGUCGCAAAUAAUUUAUUUGCGAAAAUUGUGUAUUUUGCCAGCGGUUCAAUUGGAGAUGACGUAUCAACCAUUCUUAAAAAUAGUAAUGCAGAAUCUACAUGUUUAUUGUCAGAUUCAGUUACACAUUGCAUUGUUGGUGACAAUUUUGUUGAAGAUGAUGUUAGUGCUGCAAGAGAACUGUAUGAUGUGAUAACUGUAGCUCCUGAAUGGAUUCGUAUGUCUGUCAUAUGUAACAGACUUAUGCCAACAAAACCGUUUAAUCCAUUUGAAGAUAACCUUUUUAAAGGUGUUGUGGCAUGUGUCUCACAAAUUAAUGCUUAUGAUUGUAAAACUUUAUGGGCGUUGAUUACCUAUAAUGGAGGCACUUUUAGUCUGACAUUAGAUUUAAAUAAAACCACACAUUUAGUAAUAACUAAACCAUCAGGGAAAAAAUAUGAUGUUGCGCUAUCUCAAGCUUCUGAGAAGAUCAAAAUUGUUACUCCUGACUGGAUAAUUGAUAGUUUGAAAAAAAGAGAAUUAUGUCCUGAGAAUAUCUAUCACCCUAGACUGCUUGUUAGGCCUAUGUUACCAGUCACUUCGAAUAAUCCACCACAUAAAGUACAAACAAGCGGUUUGUCAACAAUUACCGGUUUUGCAGAUUUUGAAGCACCUGUUGAACAGCCUGAAGUUGUUGUUACUAAAAACCAAGGAUUAGAACAGUUGAAACAACGCUUACCAUGGAAUCAACCAUCAACUCCUCCAACAUCUCAACCCAUUCAAGUUUCAUCACCUCAAGUAUCUCAGGGAACACAACAACUGAUAAGUGGUACGCAACAAAAACCAACUAUGUCAUUGAUGUCAACACCACAACUUCAACGUCUUUCACAACAGCAAGUUCAACAGUUACAAUUACAACAACAAACCCACGUUAAUAACCAAACAUUGCCACAGCAACAAAUACAUAUUCCUCAACAACAAAAUCAAUUUCCGCAGCAGCAACAAAUACGAGCUCAACAAAUUCAACAAGCAAAGCAAAUUCAAUUACAACAUGGACAACAAUUGCAAUUUCAACCAAAUCAGCAACAACCGCAAAUUCAACAAAACCAUACUCAACUACAACAAACUCAACCACAACAAACUCAUCUACAAUUAAUGCAUAAAGGUCCACAACAACAAAAUCAACAACAUUUACAAGCACAGCAAAAACUUCCACAACUACAGCCUGGCCAGCAACAGAUUACCUUACAACAGCAAACUGUCCAGUUGCAGCAAGGGCAGCAGCAUAUCCAACUACAACAACAACCAAAUGUUCAGCAACUACAAACAGGACAACAUUCAACUCAAAUAUCUCAAUUACAACAACAAAAUGUCCAAAUGCAAUCAGGACAACCUCAACAGGUUCAAAUUCCACAACUUCAACAACAAUCUGUCCAAAUCCAACAAGCUCAGAUGUCUCAGUUACAAAAGCAACAAAUUCCUAAUCAGUUACAGCAACAAUUACAACAAGGUCAACAAAUUCAACAAUUACAAUUUCAAACAGGAAACAACCAAUCUUUACAAUUCCAGCAGCAACAGCAGCAGCAGCAGCAACAGCAACAACAACAACAACAACAACAAGGGGUCCAGAACGCACAAGUUCAUACUCAACAGCAGCAACAACAACAACCACAGUUGCAGAAUGUUCAGUCUUCUCAACCAUCACAAAUAUGUAUAGUAUCCAAUGGUCAACAAAUGCCACCAUCUCAAACACAACAGCAAAUACUUAUACAGCAGCAACAACAACAACAACAACAGCAAAGAUUAUUGUUUCAGCAACGUAUUGUUCAACAAGGUGGUGGGACUGUUUCAACUCAGUGGCGAAUGGCGCCUCCUUCAGCAAAUAUGUCUCGUGUCCAAGUUAAUCAACAACAAACUCAACAAAUUCAACAACAGCAAACUUUAGUUAUUGGACAACAAGCACAACAGCCUGUAAAUAAUAUUAAUGUAGCAAAUACACAACCUACCACUCAGACCCAGUGGGCACAACAGCAAACAUUAACUGUUCAACGAACUAUUCAGCAACCUUUAGAUCAAAGACUUAUUUGGUCACAGCAAUCACCUCAUGGACCCCAACAAAUGAUACACAUGGAUGCUAAAACUCAUCAACAAAUACAAGCUAUGAACCCAGCUGACAGAUUAGUGUUCAUUAAUAAACUAACAAAGCAAAGAAAUAUUGUGCUACAACAAUUCAAUGCACGUCAACAGCAAGUAGCUGGAAUUGGGGGCUCAAAUAUUAGACAAAACACUCCUAAUGGACAAACAACAGUAAUUCGUACUUUAAAUCAUCAGCUUAUAUCUACUUCUGGAAUGACACCGGCUCAACAAGCUCAAUGGAAUCAGAUGCGACAGCAGCAAUUAUUAGUACAACAACAACAACAAAUGGCAGGGGGAACAGUAACGACUGGAUUGCCUACAAAUGUAAAAACUGUUAAUAACACAUUGGUAAACAACCAACAGGCCAACCAACCACAAACUACUGUUUGGCAACAGUCAGCCGUUACAGAACAAGGACAUCAACAAGCACCAGCUGCAAACAUGUCUUCUGCUCAGUUAGCUCAACUACAUCAACGUCAACAAAUACAUCAGUUAAGAUUGCAGCAACAAUUACAAAUGGAUGCUACACAGAAGCAACAGGUCAUGCAACAACAGCAGGUUGCUUCUGGUCAGCCAAUUACAGGAGUUAUGCAACAACAAAAUGUUGUGCAGCCUUCCCAAGUUGCUUCAGUUUCAACACCAAUAGCACAGAAUCAACAAACAGUACCUUUACCAGCCAAUGAUCAAACAGAAACGCCAUCUACGGGUUCAGAGGCAUUUGCUCAAACAUCUCAAACAAAUCAACAAGCAUUGGUUGUUAAUCCAAAGACUAAAACUGCUCUUGCUAAUAUGUUAAGUAUACGUUUACAAAAUGGCAUAUCAUCAUCAAGUUCAACGCAACAGAUGUCUGGCCAGGAAAUUAGUGCCGCUGGACAAUUGCGACUAAUGACUGCUCAACAUCAUGCUGCUCAACAUCAAAAUCAACCACAAGGAACUCAAGGAGCAUAUCAGUCAAGAACAGUUUUAAAUAACGUCACAAACAGUUCUCCUUCGAAUCGUGCUGCUCAAGUAGUAGGUCGAGCAUCUCUCCAAACUCCAGUAAACAAUAAAGUAAUUCCUGCAAAUUAUAACCAGUCUGCUGCUGUAAGGGUAGCAGCAGUCUUAGCUAAAAGUGCAGCAGGACAAACAGUCGGUCAUCAACAGCAACUACCUCAUCAAGCUAGAUUUUUCGGACACAAUCCUAAUCUUAAAUUACCCCCUGAUAAGUGUUUGCUUGGUUGUGUUUUCCUGAUUGUUGAGUACGAUCGAUGUGCAGAUACAAUCAAUGAUGUCCCAACUUGGAAACAAAUUAUAUUAGAUCACGGCGGUGAAAUUGAGCCUUCUUAUACAUUGCGUCUCACCCACAUUCUUUGUCAAACACAAAAACAUCCGCUUGUUCAACAGGGAUUACGAGAUGGUAAAAGAUGUAUUACAGCGUAUUGGCUUAGUGACAUAAUUACAAAACAACAACUUAUGCCCCCGUGGUAUGCUCUUCAUUUUCCUACUCCAUAUUGCGAAGAAAGGCCUUGCCGUCAAAUGAUGAUAUCCUUGACAAACUUUGAGAGCGAAGAGCGUAAUCGUGUUAAAUUCAUGAUAGAACUAACGGGUGCUCGUGUAACUUCUUAUUUUUCUGCUGAAAAUAACAUUUUAGUAAGCCGAAAAUUGGAGGGUAAAAAAGUAAAAAAAGCUAGAGAUACUAAUAGACCUGUAGUAAAUGUACAGUGGUUAAACGAAAUUCUGUUUGGUCAUUUAUCUUGUAUGUACCAGCCUGAGAAUGCUAAAUAUCAGCAAUUUAAUCUCAGUAAUCCGUUUCGAGUUGAUUAUAGCUUAGUGCAUCAUUUAAUGGGUGCUUGGAAAAUUCCGAUUAAUGUUACUCAAGAGUUGUAUGACAGAAUACGUAAUAAUCCUGUAGCUACGAAAAGAAAGCGACCGAGACCUGGUGCGGGUCUUCCAGAUUUUAUAGAUCAAGAAAAUAAUGAUUUGAGUACAGCUGACAUAAUAAUAACAAAUAUCAAUCCACCACCAAUUGAAUAUCGACCUUGUGUUAUGCUUUCUGGAUUUGGCUUGGCCAAAGAAGAACAACGAAUGGUUUUACAACUUGGUGGUACAAUAGCGAAAAAAUUUUCUGAUGCCACCCAUUUAGUAAUGAAAGAGUCUGUCCGUACAACUAAAUUUUUAUGUUGUUUGUCAACAGUCAAACACAUUGUAACUGCAGACUGGCUCAAAGAUUCGUCUACUCAACAUAUGUUUUUAGGAGAAGCUAUUUAUACUAUUGAAGAAGUUUCAGUUGAUCAGAAAGUAGUUUGUAAAGUACCUAAAAUAUUAUCAAAUUCAAGUCGUCAGGAGUUGUUCAAAGACAAAAUAUUUUAUGUAACACCUGGAGUGAAUCAUCCUCCAGCUUUUGUAGUUCGUCAAAUAAUAGAAUCUGCCGGUGGCACAGUCGAAAAACAAAGGCGAUCAUUGCGAUCCAUACAAGAAAUUGAACCCAACAUGUAUAUUGUAGUUGCUUGCAAUAACGAUCUUCAUUUGGUCGCUGAUCUUAUUCGAGCAAGUUUUGGUAUUUACUCUUCAGAAUUUGUACUUUCAGCCGUUAUGACACAACAUAUUAACUACGACAUGGCUUAUAAAAAACAAAAAAUUAAGUCUGAAAAAUAAUCAAGUUUUUCUGAGCAAAGUCUGAUAAAAUAAGGAAAUUGUAUAAUGGAUUCUCUCCUAAUUUGUUAUUAUCGUGUUUAUAGAAGUAAGAAAUAUUAUUGUUGUCCAACUUCCAGAGUUUUUACAUUAAAUUACAAAAUGUAGAAAAUUCUGUGUGUAUAUUUUAUAUUAAUUUAGGGCCUAUUAUGAUUUUAUCUAUAUUGCAUUUGUUUUAAAAUGAUAU
Messenger RNA from Adelges cooleyi (spruce gall adelgid), 5219 nucleotides. Its product is annotated as PAX-interacting protein 1-like. Gene Ontology annotation, cellular component: MLL3/4 complex. The transcript is spliced from 23 exons. The record is from RefSeq and is a predicted model, not a curated record. Lineage: Eukaryota; Metazoa; Arthropoda; Insecta; Hemiptera; Adelgidae. The coding region runs from base 200 to 4996 and encodes 1598 amino acids.